This is a messenger RNA of Candidozyma duobushaemuli, 417 nucleotides long. RefSeq lists its product as uncharacterized. The transcript has 2 exons. The record is from RefSeq and is a predicted model, not a curated record. NCBI's taxonomy places the organism in Eukaryota, Fungi, Ascomycota, Pichiomycetes, Serinales, Metschnikowiaceae. Bases 1 to 417 code for a protein of 138 amino acids.
AUGGCAUGGUACACAAGCACAAGGGCCACAGACACAAAGCCAAAUGUCAACACUACCGUGUUCAACUCAUUGUCGGUAAUCAUGGUGAGCCUUGAUUUGGUUGUUGAGGUGUUACACGUUGAACGCUCACUAUACUGUGUUGAGUGCCUCGAAGAGCAUCUCCAUAUCUUCCCGAAAAUGGCGCCAAUGUCCCUUGAGGAGAUCCUCUACAGGAAGCUCAUGAGCUCUCCUGCUUUCCACGCUUGGGUGAGGAGGAUUCACGCUCGUAUAAACAGAAUUCCUUUGGAGGAGCAGCCCCUAGAGCACGGCAAGAAGCUCUUUCUUGAAAACUACAAACCAACACAGUUCCACAAGGCCAACGCUGUACGAAUCAUAUUCUGGGACGAGCUCAAGAAAGCGUUCACUUUCAGAAGGUAG